Exophiala oligosperma is the source of this 4023-nucleotide messenger RNA. RefSeq lists its product as uncharacterized. The record is from RefSeq and is a predicted model, not a curated record. Bases 58 to 3798 code for a protein of 1246 amino acids. Gene Ontology annotation, molecular function: nucleic acid binding. NCBI's taxonomy places the organism in Eukaryota, Fungi, Ascomycota, Eurotiomycetes, Chaetothyriales, Herpotrichiellaceae. The transcript is spliced from 2 exons.
UCGGUCGACCACGAGUGCGAGGAGUUCGACGUCUGCUUUCUGCACUCAUUUUUGUCAAUGUACAAUGGUUACGCUUUGGCCCUCCAUGGCUCCAAUGCUUGUAACCAACUUGCUCAGUCAUUGACAUUUCAUACCUGCUGUUGCCAGAAACGCCUCUCAUUAAGCCAGGCAUUGCGAUAUGUGAAAAGCCACCCGCCACCUGCACUAUGCUGCUCGAAUUCCAUAUGCGCUGCUGGGCUGUCCUCCCAGUGCCAAUCAGACGGGUCCCGAAAGACACGAAACAACACAGUCCGGCCAAGGAGGCUGAACACGCCCAAAGUGUUUCUCUCUGGGUCAAAGCUUGAUGAUCAGCCCGCUGCGCGAAGCCGCCAGUCUCGCCACGGCUUUCAUACGAUCGCACCUUUAGCUGUUCCCCAAGGUCACAGAGUGCACAACCCGACUGCCAAACCUCCGAAUAGACCUCCGCCUCCUCCCCCACCUGCGGCCAAUACAUCCCUUCCUCCAGCGCCGGUCGUACCUUCUCGUAUUGGAGUUUCAACGGGACGACCCGCACUCGGAAAUCGAAGAAAGGCAGGGAGUUCUAGUGAUGAUAAACGACCGGCUCCUCACAAUCCCUCCCAGGAGAUGCAACGGCAGAAAGAUCUAGAAGAAGCCUUUUUCCGAUUGCAAGGCCAUAUAGCAAAGGCGACGCUAAGAUUGGAACGGCUUCACCAAGAGCUCGCUGCCUGGAAAGAGCACAAUGUCAUUGGCCAAGAGUUACACCUUGCGAGGAAAGCUGCACGACAGCAAUACAUCCAAGAUCUAGCUGUUACGAGGGCGAAUGAUCUGGUGAUGCCACUGGACAACCGUCUGAGCAGGAUAUCUCACAAUGUCGACACUCUUCGACGACACUUUGCUGGUGAAUGCGAACUAAUGCGGACUUACAGACGCCGAUUGGUGGCUGACAUCGAAGAAACCGUUGCCCAGAUGACAGAUAUGCACCAAGAGGAUUCAGUUGAUGUCUUGUUGCAAGAAUCUGGCCAUCUGUUCAGUGAUUUGACUCGCCUGGGUCUGUCACCAAGUGAUCUGAUAGGGAUCUGUGAGGGACUGCAAACCCGGGGCCUGUGGGAAAUGAAUGAAGAAGUGCGAUUCUGGAGGGAGUAUAGUCCCAUGGGUGGCAAGACUCCAAAUGUCAAGCUCGCGUUGACCAAGAUAAUCGACCUGCGCCCCAAGCUGGACAUCAAUGCAGUGGCGAUUUCAUUGGAAGUCCACCAUCUUCGGAAAAUCAGGAGAAACCGCAUGAGCUACGAACGCCACCCAGAACUCUUCCAGUAUCUCCUCCACGACCUCAAGUUCUACCUUGCCCUAAACCGGAUUGCUAACACCGCGAAUGCGAUUUUCCAUGAAGCUCGUAACUUCGGUUUCUGGGUACAUUCAUCAUUUCCUGUCAAAACUAGUAGAAAUGUGUUCAGGAAAUGGUCUGAUCUUCGCUUGUGGCUGCUUAUACAAAAGGUUGCCCGGGGCGCUUCAACUCUAAAGGCCCACUAUUGGGAUCAUCUCCGCGGCUUGAAGGUGUUUGCCAUUGACUCAACCUCGUCUGACCUACCUCUCCAGCUGGCACGAGUGUCGGACUUUGGACCGUUCACGGUAUGCCAACAGAAUUUCAACGAUAUCUUAAAGCUCGUUAUCGAUUUCAAGGACGAAAUGGAAGGAUUCAGGAAGUUCAACCCACAAUUCAAGGCAGAAGUGGAUCAGCGUCCAGCUCUUAAUCUUUUCCUUGAAAAUCGUGAAUGGCAGUGGAAAGCAACACACCAUGUGAGGAGCAGAUUUUGGCGUGACUUGGAAGCUGCUAUUCAUUGGAAAGCUGCCGCAGAUCUAUGCCUGGGCUUUGUCCCGCGACCAGUUAGUCGAAGCCUGAUGAGAGUGCCUGAGAAUCUUAAUUCAGUCGAUCGAGGACCGAAGGCAAGCCAUGUGCCCGUCGCAGGGUUUAUAGAUCAUCGGUUGCCGCUUUCCGGGUGUCUCUACCCUCAAGGGCCGUCUGUGCCUGUGAAAUACAUCACCUCGUCUGUGAGGGCCUCUACGGUUAUUCAGGAUCUUUCCAAGACCAGAGUCAUUGCUCUUGACCUGGUCAUGAAAGAUGCACCCGAAGCGAGAGCUGUAUCAUCAAGUAAGGGGGCUUCCCGCACCUCACUCACUUCGGCACGCCUCCCAAUUGAUUUUGUGGUCAUGACGACUGAAACUGAAGUGGCAAUCUUCCACAUUGGAUAUCUGGGUCCCAUGGAAGUCAUAUCAACCGGGCUGUUCGAGCCGAUCCUUGAGAAUGAAUCUAUCCUGAAAGUUGGCUUCAACAUCGAGCACCAGAAACGGCUGCUUUCAAAAUAUCUCUGUCACAGGCUUAUCCAAUACCAUGACCUCCGGCUACAACCUCAACGCCACAUCGCGACAGCCCAAUCACCUAUCGAUGCCUCGUGGACCACCAAGGCUUCUGGCGCAUAUUCACAAAAGUCAGACCUCGCGAAGGGAUUGAGAACUGCAUACCAGAACCCAUCCCUCUUCUUUCACAAUCUGGCUUCAACUGGCUACGCAGCCUUGAAAAUGUAUGCUGCUGCAUGCAGAGCGCGUGACACUGGUGCAGCAUCGGCCGCGGAGAGCCAAGGACAGAUCCCGUCUCCAAAUCUCGGGCCCGUCUUGAUUUAUGCUGAUACCAGUUCGCCUGCGCGCGCGACGUAUAGGGAGUUGAAUCUUCCAUAUGUCGAACGUAAGAAGAUUUUGCUGGGACUAGCAAGAGGAAUGGCGAAGACGAUGUAUGAAGACACCUUGCACGCGAAAGACCUGCCAUGGCUGGCCAAAAGCCUUCCAGCCUCGGUCAGACAGGCAUAUGUUGAGGAAGACGGUGACCUGCAUGCGUAUGUACUUUUCACCUCAUUCCACGAAAACCUAGAGACUAUCGCGGGGUAUCUGGAGGUUGAUGAUGCCGUCUCGAGAAUCCUUGUCGCCGCCGAACGAUAUCAGCUACCUCUGCUUGAUAUUGAUCGGAAAUAUCUGUCUACCCUGAGGGGCUUUGGCUCUGCGCCAAGCACCGAGAAUGAAGUUGCACAGAUUCUUAAAAUUAGGACAAAGAAGAAAUCCCGUAAGCGACGAAGAAGAAAGCCGGGAGGCCUUCCAGACGAAUCAGAAGUUGAGAUAUAUGAAGCUCUAGAUGAGAAGGCCAGUCUUCCUGAGGAAAUGUUUCAGAUGGAGGCCGUGCCACCCAAGGUUUCAUCAGCAGAGUCCGAUGUGUCGAAGGCCCUGACGAAAGAAGUUGAACGGUUGAAGGAGGUGGCACAUGGAGGUUCGGAUGACGUGAAGAUUUCACCGAAAGAUAAGAAGGCAGCCCAUGCCUCUCCCAAAGAGCGGAAAAAGAGAUUAUCGGUCAUGUCCGACACGAGCCGCGCAAUACGGUUCAGCCCUUCCUCGACGACAGUUCUAUCGACAAAGAGACGGACGGCAGUCAAGACCACAGUGAUGAGCGUGGCGACCGCGAAGUCCGCUUCUCCAGACCUGGCCGAGAACAAAACACCCAGCUCGGUAUUGUUUUCACCGUUGUGGACCAAGGCCAAGCACGAUGCUCCCCGAGAGUCGCCGGACAAAGGUUUAGAGGCCUCGUCGGCCAACAAGACUGGGGCGCACAAGGUCCGCAAAAGAGCGAGGAAGGCGAGCGGCCAAAGGCACGUGGGCACCAGUACACAGGCGGCGUCUUCCAAAAGAUCGACGCGGUGGGACUCUACUUCGACCAAGCAGUCGCAAUCUCUGCAUCCGCCCUACAAGACGCUGCGGUAGCCUGCCGAGGGGGAUGUCUUGGGGGCCGGAUAAACAUAUAUGAUUUGUACGAACAUGGUUGUACGAGCAGAACUUAAUGAGGAAUCUGGAUCUGCCUAAUACGAUACUGGAUGUGUAUACCAAAAGAAGUCUCUUUGACGCACGCUAUGAGUACUACCCAACGAUGCAUACUUGGGUAAGGUGUAUAGUACACGAAACAAUUAGAUAUGCAAGAAAGAUUCGUUC